GCGAAAAUGAGCAGCAAGAAUACUGUCUUUAAGAAAAUUAUUAUUGGUUGUGACCACGGAGCAGUUGAUUUGAAGAAUCAAACUGUGAAUUAUAUUAAAUCGGUUUACGGAAGUAAGCUUGACAAUUUUUUCGAUUUUGGUGUUCAUACUGAAGAUAGAGUUGACUAUCCAGAUAUUGCUCAUGAAGUUUGCAAACGUAUUCAAUCAAAUGAAUAUGAUGGAGGUAUUUUGUUGUGCGGAACUGGUGUUGGUAUUUCAAUUGCUGCUAACAAACAUGAAGGAAUUAGAGCAGGACUUUGUCACGAUGAUUACACUGCUGAAAUGAUUAGAAAACACAAUAAUUGUAAUAUUCUCGCUUUCGGAGGUAGAACAACAGGUAUUGAAAUUGCUAAAAGAAUGGUUGAUAUUUUCCUUACCACUGAAUUUGAAGGUGGAAGACAUGCUGAAAGAGUUGACAAGUUGAAAAUUACUUCAUGUUGCGAAAGUAAAUAAAUAUUAAAUAAUAUUAUAUUAUUUU
Naegleria gruberi is the source of this 517-nucleotide messenger RNA. Its product is annotated as ribose-5-phosphate isomerase. The coding region runs from base 7 to 492 and encodes 161 amino acids. Gene Ontology annotation, biological process: carbohydrate metabolic process. The record is from RefSeq and is a predicted model, not a curated record. NCBI's taxonomy places the organism in Eukaryota, Heterolobosea, Eutetramitea, Acrasida, Naegleriidae. Gene Ontology annotation, molecular function: isomerase activity. The transcript has a single exon.